Penicillium arizonense is the source of this 1554-nucleotide messenger RNA. RefSeq names its product fungal specific transcription factor domain-containing protein. Gene Ontology annotation, molecular function: RNA polymerase II cis-regulatory region sequence-specific DNA binding; DNA-binding transcription factor activity, RNA polymerase II-specific. The record is from RefSeq and is a predicted model, not a curated record. Lineage: Eukaryota; Fungi; Ascomycota; Eurotiomycetes; Eurotiales; Aspergillaceae. Gene Ontology annotation, cellular component: nucleus. Bases 1 to 1554 code for a protein of 517 amino acids. Gene Ontology annotation, biological process: positive regulation of transcription from RNA polymerase II promoter by galactose. The transcript is spliced from 3 exons.
AUGGGGCGCUUUGGCCUGGUUCAUCCACGCGGGGCCUACCUACAACGAAGACACUGCAGCGAUGAGCUUCCUCGACCGAGCAAACCCCUCUCUCAUACGGAUUUUCAGUACACCUUGAACCUCACGCAGGACGCUUUGAGAGCAAGGGACCUCACACCUCCUCAAGACUCGGCAAGUGGGCAUCAUUCGGUCGUUGAUGACGAAUCGAAAUACCCCGAUGAUUUGAUCACUUUACUGCAAGCCGCACGACCCGUCUUGGAACUUGGUCACGAGAAGGUCACUCAGCUCUUUACAAUAUUCAAGGACGAGGUCUAUCCUAUCUAUCCUUGCGUCAGCCUGGAACUGGGCUAUGGAGCUCUCGACGCCAUCUUUUCACAUUUGACGCAUGCUGCGACCGGAGCUACUUCCAAGCUGGAUAUGAUCGAUAUAGAGCUCACAAAAGCAGUUUCAGCAAUCGCCUUGCUUAUAAGAGGUGACACACAGAACCCCCUAGCCUUUGACCUCGAAGCCCAAUUGGCGUGGAGUGUAGACUCUUGUUUCGAUCAAGAGAAGCCUCAGGUUGAGGUCAUGGCAACUCUGCUGUCAAUCUAUUUAGAUCUCAAGCAAAGACCCGUCAAAGCAUGGCGGAUGUCUGGUGUCGCCGCCAGAUUGUGUCUCGAGCUCGGUCUACAUCGAGAAAAGUUCUUUGAAGUUGCCAAGGCGCAUCCACAGCGAAUUAUCGACUGGAAGCGCCUGCUUGCUUGUGAACCACAAGGAUCUUAUCUAUCAACUAUGAUCUCCUUGGACAGUAACCUCUCCGAGAUAUGGACUCUCGUCAACGCUCCGUCAUCACAGUCAAAGAAUAACGCCGAACGGAUUGAAUUCCUCACCUUUCAAUUACAGAAAGUCGUUGACAGAAUACCCACAGAGGACUUUGUGUCUCUAGAGCCAAUCAUAAUGCCACCAGCAUGGUUACAGACUGGACUGAAACACUUCUGCCACCUUCGCGUGCACCACAUCAAAAUCCUCACACAGAUCGGCGCCUUCGGUUCGCUACGGGAUCUUAUCUCCCAUCCAGCGUCAGCCAAAUCUCUCUUGACGGCUGCUGCGAAGUCGGUCGAUCUACAUUGUAAAAUGGCUGAUGCUGGUGAAAUCAGCCCACUCUUGUUGCCGACGGCGGUCAAACUGCCUCUAGCGUCUCUAUCCAUCAUGCUCUUUAUUGUCUCACAUCGUCCAGAAGAAUACGGAUCGAUGUGUAGCAAGCCCUUUCAGACUGCGAUUAAUAUACUGCACAACUUACAGAACUGUGUCAAAGACUUGGAUCGGAAGAUUUGGAGCACGUUGGAGUUAUUGGAAAAGAUUGCUGGAAUUAGCGAGGCGUCACAGUCUAAGACAUCGGCGCCCGUGUUCAAUCGCAAGGAAAUCACCCGCAACAUCGUCUAUCAAGGGGAACCCUUGGGUGAAGGGACCUUGUUUGACGAGCUCCCCACGCCAGAUUCAGAAUUGUUCAGUCUAUUAGGAGAUGUCGGUAUGGCGGCUACUGACAUGUUACAUUUCGAUGAUAUUUUCGGGUAA